AAUGUAUCAGUUGGCCAUCAGCUGUGAGAGAGGCAGGAUGUUGGCGCCACUGAGGAACACACUUAUUUCCACCCUUAGACGGUUGCCAGUUAGGAGCGCGUCCACCACCAUUAUUCAAGAUGACCACAUUAACGACUUCACCGUGGAGAAUGAGCCACUACUGGGGUAUCUUCCGGGCAGCCAGGAGCGAUCGGAACUGGAGGUGGCCAUCGGCAAAUAUGAAGGGACCCCAGCUGACGUCCCCAUCAUGAUCGGCGACAAGGAGUAUCGGACUGACCUGGUUCGGCAACAGGUCAUGCCUCACUGCCACUCACACAGCAUCGCACAAUUUUACUACGCCACCCCAGAGUUGGUGCAGAAGGCCAUCGACGUAGCGGUGGCGGCCAGACCUGCCUGGGAACGCGUGCCUCUCUCGCAGAAAUUUGACAUGUGGCUCAAGGCCGCAGACUUGAUGGCAGGGAAGUACCGGCAAGCCCUGAACGCCACUACCAUGCUGGGCCAGAGUAAGACUGUCAUACAAGCGGAAAUCGACUCGGCAGCGGAACUUGUCGACUUCCUUCGCUUCAACGCACUGUACGCCAAGGAGGGGAUGAAAUGGCAACCCCGCAGCCCUGAACCCACAGCCACAGUGAAUAAGUUGCGGCUACGAGGCAUGGAAGGGUUUGUCGCAGCUGUUUCUCCCUUCAAUUUUACGGCGAUUGGAGGGAAUUUAGCGUACACUCCUGCGAUGAUGGGCAACACAGUGCUGUGGAAGCCGUCCGACACAGCAAUACUCAGCAACUACACCAUCUACCAAAUCAUGCGAGAGGCGGGUGUCCCAGGGGAGGCUGUCAGCUUUAUUCCUGCAGAUGGGCCAGUGUUUGGAGACGCGAUCACUGCUUCCCCUCACCUCGCUGCCAUCAACUUCACUGGCUCUGUCCCAACAUUCCAGCGUCUAUGGGGACAAGUGGGGAACAACCUCGCCAAGUACCGCAGUUUCCCUAAGUUGGUGGGUGAGUGUGGUGGCAAGAACUACCACCUCAUCCACCCCUCCGCCGACCCUGAGUCCGCCGCCAAUGGUACCGUGCGCUCCGCCUUCGAAUACUGCGGCCAGAAGUGUUCCGCCUGCUCCAGAGCUUACAUUCCAGAGUCGCUGUGGCCUGAGAUCAAGCAGCGCAUAGUGUCCACUCUACAGACGCUGAAGACAGGUGACCCUCGGCAGUUUGACUCAUUCAUGGGCGCAGUGAUUGACGCAGCUGCCUUCAAGAGAAUCAGUGGCUAUGUGCAGCACGCCAAGACCUCGCCCAACCUCACUGUGGUGGCCGGCGGGAAGUGUGACGACAGCGUUGGGUACUUUGUGGAGCCGACGGUGGUGGUGACGACAGACCCACAGGACCGCAUCAUGACGGAGGAGAUCUUUGGGCCGGUGUUGACGGUGUAUGUGUACCCUGAUGCUGCGGUGGAUGACAUGAUUGCCCUCGCUAACGACUCCACGCCCUACGCUCUCACUGGGGCCAUAUUUGCUAGUGACAGAGCGUGGCUGACCAAGGCGGCCGAUGCACUCAAGGACUCCGCUGGCAACUUCUACAUCAAUGACAAGUCGACAGGCUCAGUGGUGGCACAGCAGCCCUUCGGUGGUGCCAGGAUGUCAGGCACCAAUGACAAGGCAGGAGGGGUGCACUAUGCUCUCAAGUGGACGUCGCCUCAAGCUGUGAAGGAAACCAUGGUGCCGCUCAAAGACGUCAAAUAUCCUUACAUGGGUUAAGCCUGGAGGGACCGGUGGUGGUGGUGGUGGUGGUGGUGGUGGUGACUAGUUACUUUGGUGUGUGAGUGUGUGUGUGAUGGGUUCUAAGACAAUUUAUUCAUGUAUUUUUGUAUUUAUUUAUGUUUCUACAUAAUCACUACUUAUUAAUUCUUUUUCUUUCCUUUUUUUUCAUAAUUUUAACUAUUUUGAAGAUUAAUAUAUUUAUUUCUAUUCUUUUAAUGGAUUUCUGGCUAUUCACACUAUCAUUAUUUGUUAUUCUGCAUUAUGUUAACUAUUUUGAUGGUGGUGAGUUACUUUGGUGUGUGUGUGUGUGUGUGUGUGUGAGUGAGUGUGAAGGGUUACAAGACAAUUUUUUCCAUGUUUACCUUUAUAUUUAGUGUUUACCUGACUAUCUACACUACUACUACUUGUUAUUCAUCAUUAUUUUAGACUAUUUUGACCAUUUUCACUACACACACUACCACAGCAUAGCAAUAUUCACAGCCACACAGCUGCAAUACCACUAAUACACACCACAGCAUACCACAGCCCACCACACCUUACCACAGCAUACCACAUCAUACCACAGCCCACCACACCUUACCACAGCAUACCACAGCAUACCACGCCCACCACAGCUUCACCACAGCCUCAUAAUGUACGCAGAAAGUUGGACAUUUGAACAGACAUAAACACGCAACAUUCCUGGAUUAGCAUUACUCAAAGCUUUACAAACUCAGACAUUUAUCCCCUUCUUACGGCUAACUCUCAGACCUGCAAGGGGACUGGCAAUCAAGUGGGCCUGUUUUUUUUUCAUUGUUUUUCGUGUUCCUGGCCAGCUUUCUUUUCUUAUAUGAAAACAACUGCUUCUAGAAUGGCAGUGGUUCGGAGGUGGUGUUUGUGUGUGUGUGUGUGUGUGUGUGUGUGUGUGUGUGUGUGUG
Messenger RNA from Portunus trituberculatus (swimming crab), 2664 nucleotides. It is a transcript of the gene P5CDh1, whose product is annotated as delta-1-pyrroline-5-carboxylate dehydrogenase, mitochondrial-like. Lineage: Eukaryota; Metazoa; Arthropoda; Malacostraca; Decapoda; Portunidae. Gene Ontology annotation, cellular component: mitochondrial matrix. The transcript is spliced from 11 exons. Gene Ontology annotation, molecular function: L-glutamate gamma-semialdehyde dehydrogenase (NAD+) activity. The record is from RefSeq and is a predicted model, not a curated record. The coding region runs from base 2 to 1744 and encodes 580 amino acids.